This is a messenger RNA of Mytilus trossulus (common blue mussel), 2905 nucleotides long. RefSeq lists its product as uncharacterized. Bases 41 to 2152 code for a protein of 703 amino acids. The record is from RefSeq and is a predicted model, not a curated record. Lineage: Eukaryota; Metazoa; Mollusca; Bivalvia; Mytilida; Mytilidae. The transcript has 11 exons. Gene Ontology annotation, cellular component: cytosol. Gene Ontology annotation, biological process: tRNA methylation.
UGGUACAGUUCACUUGCAUCCUUCUCUCUAUCCACUUCUGAUGGUGCUAGCUAGACUGUUUCCAUCUCCACUGGAGGGAACAGAUACCAGUUUGAAUCUCUCAGCCUUCAUUCCUUACAUAUUAAGAUGUAGCAGUAGUGCAGUCCUGAAGACGAGACAGAUGUCAGCUAAAGCUUUACAACCUCUGGUUAUAGGCAGUAAUGUUGUCAAUGUACUAACUGACCUAGUUCAUAGACUUCCUGUCAAUAGAGACCAGGUCCACUAUAGUCAGGUCCAUGGAGUUUUAUUACAGAUCCAUAGUGUAGUAGAGAUAUUGCCAUCUUUGGAGAGUAACAUCAGACAACAAUCACAGCAGAUUUUAGUUGAGGAAUGGUUGAAGAGAACUUGGCUAGUGUCAAGUUUGAAUGCUUGUCAUGUGAUUAAAAAAGAGGCCUUGAAUUUGACAUCAAAAUUGCUGACAGAAAUUUCUGGAGAUUCAAAACCUGAUUCAAAUACAAAACGUCUACAGCACACCUUGUUUACAGCACUAGCAGAGGAACAAAUUCUCCUCACAGAACCUUAUAAACAGGCUGGUCCUGGCUACAUAGAAUAUCUCACAAUACUGGCCAAUUUGCUGCUGUAUCACUGCUCUAAGGGAGAUAACUUGAAAGAAAUCAGACACAUGGGAGAUAACUUAGUAGGUUAUAAUAUCAAGGGAGACAAUUCUGGUGGAAGCAACAUGAGAGAAGCAAUUGUUGAAAAUUCAAAGGGAGAUAAUUAUUUAGAGCUUGGAUAUAUGGGAGAUAACUCAAUAGAAGCCAGACUAAUGUUGAUAUUGAAUUGUUGCCAUUAUGAAAUCAGGAUGAUAGGUUUGAUGUAUGUUCACAGUGUGUGUAGUGACAAGGAGGAAGGAGAUGAUUUUCAUGUUGUGUUAGAAUGUGAUAUACCAUCUGUUGAUGAUGAAACAGUACAGAGGACUUUGUCCUCACCAGAGGUGCUAGGGAAAUUGAUACAGAUGGCAUCAGAUGAGUCACACUUUGAAUGUCAGAAGUUGGUUUUCAAAGCACUAACAAACCAUCCAUCAAUGCAGAAAGGCUCCUGGUUUAAAGAUGUUAUUCAUUUAAUUAAGCUUUUCCAGCUUUGUAUGAAUUUCAUUGAAACUUGUUCAAGAGAUGAACUUAGGUCAGAGGUUAUACAGUUGACAGGAUUCUUAGUUGAACCAUUGUUGAAGCAUGUUUCAAAGGUGAAAACAGCAAAUGAUGAUGAAGUGUCAGCUCUACUGCUUCAAUGGAAAGACAUGCUGCAUUACUAUAAAGGGACAGAACAACAUUAUCUGUUACAAGUAGCGGUUAUAAAAGUCCUGGACAACAACACAGAUCUACUACUCAAAGAUUCAACUCUAUACUGGGAUGAAACAACUUUUGCAUUCUGGGAAAUCCUGGUGAGUUUGUUGCAGGAAGAUGAUCAGGAAAUUAAUGAGAUGGCUGCUAAGAUUGUCAGCAGAUUGAACCCUAAAGUUCAAGUGACUGUUCACCCAUACCUGGCCUUAGAUUUGACCAUUGGAUCCAUGUUACAUCACCAUUAUACCAGACACUGGAAGCUAUGUGUGAGAACCAUGUUAAAAUGGAUGGAGACUGAUACCAAAGAAGAAGUGGGUGCCAGUGGGAGACUAUUUGACAAAAAUGAGAUGAACACAUGGAGAGAAGAUAUACAGUUUGUGAAAAUUGUGAUGAAAUAUCUUAUACAAAUUAUUCUAUCAUGCAAUACAUCAUCCAUAGCAGGAAUUGAUAAUCAUUUCUCAAAAACUGAAAAUGCAGUCACCAAGGGAGAUAAUUCAACCAUGAACAAUGAAAGUAAGGGAGAUAAUUUGAGAACUGACAGAGAGAAAUUACUUCACCUACAGACAGAGCUAAUGGACAAGUUUCCAGUUGGUCAAAAGUUUAAUUUAGAACCAAUAACAUCUGACCAAUCAGAGAGAUGGUCAACAAUUCUUGAUAGUUUAUAUAGUCAUUUGACUUUAGUUUUAAAAGAAGACCUGGCAUCUUCAGGACCAUUUAAAGAUGUCAACAAAUAUAUACAUUGUAGUAUCAAUAAGUUAAAAGUAGACUUGGUAAUUCAGCUAUGUCAAUGUUUGUCUGAUUCUAGGAUAAAUUCUUUGCUUCAGGGGAAAUAGUAGAUAGAGAAAUAAAAUAUGCAAGCCACACAAAUUUGAGUUUUAGUACUUUUGUAAAAAGACGCACAAGGGUUAACAUCAAUUAAUAUGUUUUCUGUAAACUAUUUCAUUUUUAUUGGGGGAAUCUGUUUUUAGAAGCAAAACUAUUUUAAAAAUAUAAUUUUAUUGGUGAAGGUUAAUAUUGUUUUAUUUGUAAAAUAUAUGCUGCAUUUUGUUAUUUUAUCUGCUGAUACAUUUUAGUUUUCUAUUGAUAAAUUCUUCCCCAAAAAAUUUUGCAUGUGAUAUGAAGGAACUAAAAUUUGAGUUUGUGUGGCCUCAUUUAAAAAUGAUAUAACUCCUUAUUUGCAUUUAUUUCUAUGUAAUUAGAUAUAGUAAGAUGUGGUGUAAGUGCCAAUGAGAGACAAGUAUCCACAAAAUACCAAAAUGACACAGACAUUAACAACUAUAGGUCACCAUACUGCCUUCAAUAAUGUGCAAAGCCCAUACUCCAUAGUCAGCUAUAAAAGUCUAUGAAUGGUAUUGAUACAUGAGAGACAUGUCUGCCUUGGGUGAAUUCAAGUUAAAAGACAAAUAUGAAAACCCAGCCACAUCAUUUUGAAACCAUCUUAAAGACUAGAUUCAAUGAAUCAACCUUGUUAUAAUUUGCUUGGAAAAUAAUUCAUGGUCACCUUUGGAUUAGGGUUACAGAAUGGAAAUUAUGAAAAAAAGGUUAGAGAAAAAUUUGGGGAAUAAAGAAUGGAAAAUAAUGGGGUA